Messenger RNA from Olea europaea var. sylvestris, 673 nucleotides. Its product is annotated as E3 ubiquitin-protein ligase RHA2B-like. The record is from RefSeq and is a predicted model, not a curated record. Lineage: Eukaryota; Viridiplantae; Streptophyta; Magnoliopsida; Lamiales; Oleaceae. The coding region runs from base 85 to 522 and encodes 145 amino acids. The transcript has a single exon.
GCAGAAACUUGCCUGAUCAGCCCUCUAUUCUCUUUUCUUGUAGAAUAGAGAAUCUGAUCAAAGGCAAUUAACUAAUCCCGGAAAAUGAUUCAGAUAGUGCCUCAAUCAGUUGUGUUAACCUAUAUAGUUUUUAUUGCAACCCAGCUGAAGUGGGCAUGGGAUUAUCUUCUUUAUCAAUCCUUCUUCGUUCAGCCUGCCGGAAUCAAGUUACCAGAAUAUGUUGAUGAUCUUAGUGUUACGUGCUAUGAAAAUAACGAAGAGUCCAGAGAUUCUGUUGAAUGUGCUGUUUGUUUAUGCAAGAUUGAAGAAGGAGAUGAAAUCAGAGAGCUGAGAUGUGAUCAUCUGUUUCACAGAGUUUGUUUGGAUAGAUGGUUGGGCUAUGGGCACAUGACAUGCCCUCUUUGCCGGAAUAUUCUUAAGUUUGCACCACUAGUGGAGGAUCUCUACCACCAUCAGGAACUGAUUCUUAUUAACUUCUGUGCCACAACAUCCAGGGAUCGCUGUGCAUGGUGGCUGCGAUGAGCUGAUGAUCAGUUUGUUCAUUUAUUUUUAAGUAGCUGCCUGCCGAUUUUUAUCUUCUUUUUUAUUUAUUUAUUAUAUGGUUCAUACCGUUUUCGGGAAUUCAAACAUAUUGUACUCAUGCAAUAAAUAUGGUUAUACAUUUUCGGAUGAA